AUGGCACUCUCAUGGGUCGCAUACACCUGCAUCGCGAUCCUUUUAGCCUCCGUCUACAUCCGCAAGCGCCUAAGCAACCACACAUCCCAAUUGGAACGUGAUGCGCAAGCCGAGAAACCUGGUCGCCCACGCAUCAAUGAUGGGCUGACUGCAUCUGCGCGCCAACUUCGCGGCAGACUCGUCGCUACCAUUCCGCAUAUCACCAUCACACCCGAUAAAGCCCUUGAAUUCGAGAAGUCGCUUAAUGCGUACUGGGACCAGAAAGCGCGUGAGGUCCAACCCUCGUGUGUGGUGCGGCCACGUAAUGUAUGGGAGUUGGCACAGGCCGUUAAGAUACUCCGGCAAGAAUUCGACCGACGGGUUCAGCGAAGUGGGGACUCGAAAGACGAUCUAGAACCCGUUUUUGCGGUGCGAGGGGGAGGUCAUAGUCCUGUUGGUGGUGCAUCGAGCAUUCAAGGUGGGGUACUUAUUGAUCUUAGUCUAUUUGACAAGGUUGUCCUGGCGGAAGAUAAAAAGAGUGUGGGUAUUGGUGCCGGAUGCCGAUGGAUCGAUGUUUAUGCAGCGCUAGAAAGAGAUGGGCUUGCGGUUGUGGGAGGGAGAAAUUCCGCUGUGGGUGUAGCGGGAUUGACGCUUGGAGGGGGGCUAUCGUUUUUCUCGCCUCGGUAUGGGUUUGUGUGCAGCAAUGUUGUUGAGUAUGAAGUUAUUCUCGCGGAUGGAUCGGUUGUCACGGCGGAUCAGCACAAUAAUUCGGAUCUUUGGCGUGCACUGAAAGGUGGAGGAAACAACUUCGGUAUCGUUACGCGAUUCGCUGUUCGUACAUUUCCGUGUACGAAUGUCUGGAGCGGAUUCGUCUACUACUCUUCUUGGAAACACCCAGAAAUCCUUUCUGCAUUCCAUUCCUUUGUCGCGCGCACCACAUCCGGCGAAGCAAACCGCAGCUUCGAUCCGCACGCCACUGGCCCACUGGUUUGCUUUACCUAUCUCCAGUCCUACGGCAUCCAAGGCAUCGCCGUGAACCUCGUACAUACAUCACCAGAUCCCAAGGUAAAAGGCUGGCCAAGCACUUGGCUCAGUUCCGGAUUCAAAAGCACAUUUCGGUUCUGGAGCACGUGUAAAGUGCGGACGUUGAGUGAAGCGACGGAUGAAUUGAAUGCAUUAAAUCCACCGCAGCGGCGUCAAGAAAUCGCUACUACGACGAUUCAAAACGACCUGGAAACAUUGACGGUGACACGUGCGGCGUAUGUCAAUGCUAUCCAGAAAAUCCGUCAACAUAACAUCAAGGGCAUGACUUGGACACUCGUGCUUCAGCCACUACUUCCUACCUGGACAUGCAAGGGCGACGCUAACCUCAUGGGGCUUGACGAUAAGGACAGAGAGGCCUUAGUCAUUGUAAGUUUUACAGUAAACUGGGCAUUGAGGAAAGACGAUGAGGUUGUGCAAAACAUCACAAGAGCAGCGAUUGAGCAGAUAGAUGCGUAUGCCCUGGAAAGGGGGACACAGCAUAAAUACCGGUACAUGAACUACUGUGCAAAAUGGCAGAACCCAUUCGACGGGUACGGAGACGAAAACCUGGAAUCUCUUCACCGCGUUAGAAGAGAAGUUGAUCCAGAGGGCCUAUUCCAACGUGGAUGUAUCGGAGGAUUUAAACUUGGCAUGUAA
Bipolaris victoriae FI3 is the source of this 1659-nucleotide messenger RNA. RefSeq lists its product as hypothetical. The record is from RefSeq and is a predicted model, not a curated record. The transcript has a single exon. Lineage: Eukaryota; Fungi; Ascomycota; Dothideomycetes; Pleosporales; Pleosporaceae. Gene Ontology annotation, molecular function: FAD binding. Bases 1 to 1659 code for a protein of 552 amino acids.